AGAUUAAUUAAGAAAAGACCACAGACUCCCAAACUUAACUUCACUCACACAGUUACUUACUUAACAAACUCCACUUAACUCAAUGCGCCUCAUUUUCUCACACCAAACAACAUGAGUGUGUGGCAGUGUUUGUUUAUCUUUUAAUUUUGAGACAAGGUCUCUCUACACAGCCCCGCCUGUCCUGGAACUCAAGCCUCUGAGUGCUUGGCUUGAAGGCAUGUACCACCUUGUCCAGCAGUGAAGAAUGGAGACUUACAUCACAGGAGAAAUCCCUGCGGGAGGAAUUGUUGCAGACCGAGGCAAACAAGAUCUAAUUUUCUUUUACUUUCUCAGUUUCCCUGUCCCUUGCCAGCGCAUAUAGCCACUUCACUGGUUUGCACAUUUUCCUGACAGGAUUCUGGAGUUUAGAAGGUCACUAUCACUCUGGUCUUCAGUGUCACACAUUUCCCAUCAUUCCACCUCACAGAAAGCAUUUUCCAGAAAAUUAUAGUAAGACAAAGGACUUAGGAACUUGUCCAACUCCUUCCCUGGGCACAUGGUAUAAGCCACUGCAUAAUCUUUGUGUCCUUUGGGAUCUUUGGAUCAUCCUCUUCUGCUUUUCUUUUCCUUUUUUCCCCCCUGUUUUGGUUUGUUUGUUUUUAAGACCUUACCUCAUAUGGUCCAGCCUGGCCUCAAGUCAGCUGUGUAGCUUAGGAUGUCCUGAUCCUCCUUCUCUGCCUCCCCAGGGGUGGCAUGGCAGGAGGGCACCACAAUGCUGAUUUCCUCCUUCCCCCGCUGGCUCCCACGGGUUCAGACCCCACCAGACCCCACCAGCUCCACUCUUUCGGCAGCAUCUCUGCUGAGAGUAACAUUUGUUCAUGGUGCUGAUGAAGCACUGGGCCUCCGGAGGGCAGAUAAACUCAGCUUCAAAUCACAGACUCUGGAGUGGCAGUUAGAUCCGAAACCAGCCUUUUGAUCCUCUGGGCCUCUUUCUCCUCUGCCAUGGGUUUCCAGAAGCAUGAGCUAGAACACAAGCCAAGCACAGAUCUCCCAAAGACACGAGCAAGUGCGUGGACUUUACCUGCAUGUGGCAAAGCCACCACACAACACAGAGGAGCACUUCCAGGUCUGGAGACACAAGUGACAAAUAGCCUCCUUGAUAGGUGUCCACCCAGAUACAAGUGAGCAUGCUUGCUCCCCUCCCCCUUAGCAGGGUUUGGUCAUGGCUGCAGCAUCCUGACAACCUAUUUAAACCAACUUGCAUCAAUGUACCAUUUCCCACCAGUCAGAGUCCUUGAGCCUCUGCAGCCUCAGAAGAGGGAGUCAUUAGCUGAAACCUCCAGGAAUCGGGGAUCCCAGAAGAAGCUUCUCAGGAUGGAUGUCACCCACUUACUCCUGGCCACCCUAGUGGGCUUCCUGUGCUUCUUCACUGUCUACAGUCACCUGGUCCUCGAGGAGACUCAUGAAGAUGACAAGAGUCUGAGGAGCAACUCCUCCAUGAACUCACUGGAUUUCUCCUCUGUUUCUAUCGUGGCACUCAACAAGAAAUCCAAGAAGAUCAGCAGAAAAGAAGCUGAAAAGCGGAAGAGGUCUUCCAAGAAAAAGGCCUCGAUGAAGAAGGUGGCACGGCCCCCGCCACCUACCCCCUGCGUGGCCACCCGCGACAGCUGCAAGCCGCCUGCGCCCGCCUGCUGCGACCCGUGCGCCUCCUGCCACUGCCGUUUCUUCCGCAGCGCCUGCGCCUGCCGCGUGCUCAACCCCAACUGCUGACUUUCUACGCUGCGCGCGCAGCUUCUGGGACGGGUGACUGGGCGGGGCUUCAGGGUGCCGAGCUUCUAGGAUGAGGGGCGGGUCUCUGCGGGUGGGGCUUACGAGUGGGCGUGGCCAGUGGUUGUCAGUUAUGGACGCUUUUAGAAGACGGGUUUUCUAGGAAACCUAGUGGGGGCUAAAACCAGAAUACAGUAUUUUUAGGCUGCCGGGAAA
Molecule: messenger RNA, 1962 nt
Organism: Mastomys coucha (southern multimammate mouse)
Lineage: Eukaryota; Metazoa; Chordata; Mammalia; Rodentia; Muridae
Gene: Asip
Product: agouti signaling protein
Exons: 4
Coding region: 1246-1749 (167 amino acids)
Biological process (GO): melanosome organization; positive regulation of melanin biosynthetic process; hormone-mediated signaling pathway
Cellular component (GO): extracellular region
Molecular function (GO): melanocortin receptor binding; neuropeptide hormone activity
Source: RefSeq, a predicted model, not a curated record